CUGAGCAUGCGGAAUAGCCACCCACCCCGCAGGAGAAGGGCGCCUCUGAGCUUGCAAAGAGUUCAUUCCUCCGCUUCCGGCUUGCAAGGGUACUGCGCUGAUUUGGAGCAAAAUGGCGAUGGAUGUUACUUUCCUGGGGACCGGGGCUGCAUACCCGUCUCCAACGAGAGGAGCCUCGGCUACGGUGGUCCGUUUUGAAGGAGAAAGCUGGUUGUUCGAUUGUGGCGAGGGGACGCAAACCCAGUUCAUGAAAAGUCAUCUGAAAGCAGGUAGGAUUGCCAAGAUCUUUAUAACACACCUCCACGGGGAUCACGUCUUUGGCCUCCCUGGGCUUCUUUGUACGAUCAGCCUCCAGAGUAGCCCUGCCACAAACAAGCUGCCGGUUGAGAUUUAUGGACCUCUCGGGCUGAGGAGCUUCCUCUGCCGAACUUUGGAGCUUUCCCACUCGCAGCUCGCCUUCCCUUGGGUCGUUCACGAACUUGUGCCUACGCCAGACCAGUGCCCUGCAGAGGAACGGAAGGAGCUGUCUUUUGUGGACAGAGACAAGGUCUCGUCUGAAGAGGCACCAGGAAAAACCCUUCACCUGGACCCUGUAGAAGACUCGUACACCUUGGUGGACAACUCUCAGUUUGUGGUGAAGGCGUUUAGGCUGUUUCACCGCAUUCCUUCCUUCGGAUUUCUCGUGGAAGAGAAGCCACGGCCUGGCAAACUCAACGCCCAGAAGCUGAAGGAACUAGGAGUUCCACCAGGCCCUAUAUACGGCAGACUGAAAGACGGGGCUACAGUUGUCCUGGAAAACGGUACAACCAUCUUUCCUUCAGAUGUCAUGGAAGACCCGCUUCCUGGGAGAAAAGUUUGCAUUUUAGGAGACUGCUCUGGCAUUGUAGGAGACGGAGCAGCAGCCCUUUGUUAUGGAGCCGAUCUCUUGGUUCACGAAGCCACGCUGGACGAUGCCCAGGCAGACAAGGCGAAGGAGCACGGUCACAGCACCCCACAGGUGGCAGCGGAGUUUGCAAAGCUGUGCAAAGUGAAGAAACUGGUUCUAUCUCACUUCAGUCAGAGAUACAAGCCCGCCGGUCAGACUGGUGAAGGAGAUGUGGAUGUCAUGGAGCUGAAGAGGCAAGCCGAGCGGGUGCUGGAUGGCCAAGAAGUGGUGUUAGCCGAGGAUUUUAUGACCAUUGAUAUUCCAAUGAAAAAAGUAACAAUAGCACCGCCAAAUUAAUUUGCUGUUAGGCUGAACCUAUAGCUAUAGUUUACUUCCAAAUUAGUUUCUUAAUGCCCAGUUGGAGGGGGUUGCGGACCUGAUCCAUAGGACUUACUUAUGGGCACUUUUCCUACUUGAAAGACCUCAUCCUUGCUUUCCUUUUGACCAGUAUAUUAAUUAAAUCAUUAGAAGACUGGGCUAGCAAGCUUACUUUCUGCUGAAGGCAUAAUGAGCUAGCUUACCCUUUGAUCUCAGGCAAACCGUUACAAAUUUCUGUUUCCUAAACUAAGCAUUCUUAAGAGUCGUCGUGCAUAUCUGUUGAAAAUAGGUUUGGAGUGAAGUGCAAUCUGGGAUGGAAUUAUAAUGGGGGAAAGGUGGGUAGACCCUAGUGCCUGCAGGUGAUAUCAGACUCCAUGAUCCAUCUGCUAUAACACAGACCUGUGCAAUGUGGCAAAAUCAUAAAACAGGGAUUGGAAAUAUGUGCAGUCGGAGAACUCAAGUGCACGAUCUCAUCCACAGACAGCACAUCAACUCACAAAACCAUGGUUCAUUUAUUUCAUAAAAUUUAUAUUGCACUCGAUUGUCAGAUACUUCAAAGUGGUUUACAAAAGGAACGCUGAAAUCCUCAGUCAAAACGGUUAAGAACAACUAUUUUUACAAUUCGAAACAAUAUAUAAUUGGUGAUAAACUAAAAACAGGUUAAACACACACACCAACAUGAUAGAUAUCUACUUAGGCUUGUUUAAACAAAUAUUUUUUAGCAGGUGGCAGAAAGAGUACCGUGAAGGUGCCUGCCUCAUGUCAAUAGGCAAGGAGUUCCAAAGUGCAGUACCACCAUAAUCAAAUAUCAAUUUCUUACAAAUGCAGUUUAUUUGGCACCUGUAAUAGUACCACAAGAACUGGUGUUCCAAUUACUGUUUUGUUUUGCGUAGAAAGAAAUGCAGCAGAAGGCAACUCUGUGUUGGAUGACCAAGCGUUGGGGCUUCGCUUUAACUGCGGCAAUGUAACCCCCGUGCUGCUUCAGCAGAAGCCGCUGCAUAGAAGUGAGAUGCACGAGGGAUUGCGAAAUGUGGUUCAUCUCCUCUGCAGCUUCUAAAAUGUCACGAAACUGGAUAUCUUUUACUUCCCUUUUUGUUUUUUUGGAUCCAAGUGCAUCCAGAGUUUAAAAAUACUUCUGCCUCCCCUGAGAUCCCAUCCGAGCUCAGAUGACCUUGAUCUAAUUUUAAACUUGGCACGCACAUUAGGUAUGAAGGCUGAAUCUUUCCCAUGUUCAAACAAAGAGGGAGUGGCUUGGGCCAAAGAUCCCAACUGCUGCGCACAUUCUCCCCUUUAAAUAGCAUAGCCUGGCUCGGUUUCCCCAGGGUUUCCUCCUUGUUCAGUGUCCCAAGCCAAGUCAAAUUUCCUGCAACUAAUCAAUAUGAGUUCAACACUUUCUCCCCGCAAGCAGGUCCCUGAUCCAGUUUGCAAUUAUUGCAUCUCAUUGCAGCCAUGUGUCAAGAAUGCUUUGAUGGUGUUUCCUGCUUGGCAGGGGGUUGGACUGGAUGGCCCUUGGAGUCUCUUCCAACUCUGUGAUUCUAUGAAAUGCUAGGUGGUUUUAUGAUUGGCGGGGACGGGAUUCUGAACUGUGGAAAUUCUUGGACUCUGGCAACCAGCAAGCAAGCACAGCUUUGUACAAUUGGAUUAUCUUGGCUUGUUCACCCAAGCUGAAGUUGGGCUGGAGCAGGGGCUGGUAAGGACCUUACAUCCCAUCCAAAAAGUGAGGAGGGGGACGUCUUUUGGUGGUUCCCAGGCUCAGAUCCCUUGCUUUAUAGAAACAGACUUGCAUGAAGGGGUCCUUAGGAUCAUCUAGUUGUUAUAAAAUCAUAUUGGGGGGGGGGGUUGCAGGACACCAUUAUUAAUGAACAGAGAGGGGUGACAGAAUUUGACAGCUGCAAUACCCAGAAUCCUGUUCAAUGCCAUCUUCCCUGUCUCCCCACCCCUCCCGCUAGGACGCGACCCUGCCUGAAGGAAGGCUUAAGGAUCUGCAUAUGCACAACAGUUAGCAUAAACUCACACAUUUCCCCUCUCCACCUCCCCUCCGCCCAGAACAAAACAGUGUUCCAGAAGAAGGGGGGGGAACCGCCCAAAUCCAAAGUGACACUUUUCUACUCAAGUUAAUAAUACAGCCUAUUAUAUGUUCUCUUACCAUGAAAUCUCUAUCCGCUGCCUCUGUAUUAGAAUUGCUGUUUUAUAUCUUAGAACUGUAUAUGUCAGGACUGCUACCUUUUAAUUAGAAAUCCCUGUAUUAGGUAUGUUUUCCAGGUAUAUUUUCUGUAUGAACCCUGUAUGAUCCCAACCCACCUGAACCUUGCCCUACUAACACCCUAUACCCAUUCAAGGACACACGGACAAUAGAGGGAUUAGCUGGAACAACUUUAUUCAAAUAAAUUGCCAUCCUCAACGUAGCCCACCCUUCCAUGGCCUGGAGGAAAACACCUGCCGGGCGGACUUCCACCCCACGGAAAUCGCCAGGAACUGCCCCACCUCUGCACCCAUCUCGACUGAUUGCCCUUCCUGCCAAACAACAGGGAGCACCAUCAGCGACAGGAGAAGAGCGAUUGACAUCCCGCCAUCUGAAAGGAAAAGUCAUCUCCACACCCAGCUAAUCCGAUCCCCCACCCGUCGCCCUUGUCUCCCCCUCCCUCCCAGUCCAGAGAUUUCCAUGCAGGGACAGGAGGGCAUAAAAAGGGGCUUCACCAUUUCCUGGGGUUCCUUCCUUCUUUCCAGAGGCAGGGACCCUACAGCUGUAGCUUUGCAUUCUGCAAUAAAGGGAUCAGUUUGUUUUUCCUGACAGCAUCCUGUGGUCUCUGUCAUUUUCCUGGCGGAGCUGAACUUAGUGCAAAUUUUGGAGCUUCCGACCCGCGUCUGUCCUUCUUAAAAGGCAACGCAUUUUGG
Molecule: messenger RNA, 4138 nt
Organism: Zootoca vivipara (common lizard)
Lineage: Eukaryota; Metazoa; Chordata; Lepidosauria; Squamata; Lacertidae
Gene: ELAC1
Product: elaC ribonuclease Z 1
Cellular component (GO): nucleus
Molecular function (GO): 3'-tRNA processing endoribonuclease activity
Source: RefSeq, a predicted model, not a curated record